Cannabis sativa is the source of this 1855-nucleotide messenger RNA. RefSeq names its product putative FBD-associated F-box protein At5g22720. NCBI's taxonomy places the organism in Eukaryota, Viridiplantae, Streptophyta, Magnoliopsida, Rosales, Cannabaceae. The record is from RefSeq and is a predicted model, not a curated record. Gene Ontology annotation, molecular function: protein binding. The coding region runs from base 132 to 1730 and encodes 532 amino acids. The transcript is spliced from 2 exons.
AGUUCCAAUCAGAAAUGGAGACCCCAAAUCAAACCAUCCAAACCAAAGCUUCUCUUCUCCUUCGUCACUUCACCAUUGUUGAGCCCUAAAUCUCAAUCCCUUCUUCCAUUGUUGAGCAAAGGAUUACGAACAUGAGAAAAAGAGGUCGUCUUCUUGAGGCGAUGAAAAGGCCUAAAAGAACACCACCACCACUACCACUACCACUACCAGUACCACCACAAUCACCACAACCGCGACCACCACGACCACCACAACCACAACCACCACCACCGUCAUCAUUGGUGGGUGUUGAUGAAAACGACAGAAUUUCGAGACUUCCUGAUGCAGUAAUUCAUCAUAUUAUGUCUUUUCUCCCAACUGAAGAUGUGGUUCGUACAUGUAUUCUUUCAAAGCGUUGGAAAUUCAUCUGGUAUUCAGUUCCCACACUCUCUUUCGUUUUUUCCGAUUUUAAUAGUGGUGAUGUUGAUAAGUUUUAUAAUUAUCUCCAUAAAUAUUUGAAGAACCGCAAGAGAGGCGUGUAUUUUUUCGCUGAUUCAGUCAUGACUAGUUUUAAGCUUGAUGUGAUUGAUCAUUAUCAAAGUAGUAAGGUCGAUCUCGUGGAUAAAUGGUUAGGUUUUGCUGUUGAGAAUAAGGUCAACGAAAUAAGUCUUGCUGUGAUUGGAAUGUGUGAUGAUGGCAGCUAUGAUUUUUACUGUGUACCUAAAAUGUUAGACAAUGCAAGAUAUUUGACUGUUUUGGAGUUGAAUGGGGUAAAGUUGGAUACUUCUCAUUCAUAUAGUUUUCCAUGUUUGAAAACUUUGACAUUGAAAGAUGUUUCAUAUUCAGAUAAUUCAGUAAAGGACUCGAAGGAUGUGGUAGUUAAAUUUUUGUUGGGUUGCCUUUCAAUUGAGAAAUUGCGGUUAAUUGAUCAUAGAUUCGGUUUUCUUCGUGUUCGCUUGGAGAGUUUGAGCCUCAAGUUCAUGGAACUUGUUUAUGAAUCAUUUGAGGAUGAUUUGACUCAUAUUCAUGUUGAUGCCAUAAAUCUUGAAUCUUUGGUACUAUGUGGAGUUUCCUUUGACCAAAUUAUUGUCUCUUCUUGCAAGAAAAUUAGAAAUUUGUCAUUAACUAAAUUUUACGGUAGCAUCCAUCAACCGUCGUCAUUUGAAGCUCUCAUUUCGAAUUUUCCUCUAAUUGAGAAUUUGACUUUGAGCUACUGCAAUACACUGAAGUCUGAGGACUUUAAAAUCUCGAGCCAACACUUGAAAUGUUUCCAUUUUGAGAAUUUUGAUUACUUGUAUGAUGGUGGUGAGAUGAAGGUUGUUACAAUUGAAUCUGCUCCAAAAUUAGCAUACAUUUGUUAUGAAGGAGAUCUUAAUUUUAGAAUAUCAAUGAAGUCAUCUAGUCCAUUAAAUGGGAAGAUUAUAAUUCGCGAGACACAGAUAGAUUAUGACGCAGAAUGGUUUGUCAAUAUGCUGAUUUUUCUUGUGAAUCUCAGUUGCUCAUGGAAUACUGUAACAUUGCAUGUCAGCACAUACAAGGCUCUCAUCUGUCCUGAAAAUUUGAAGAGUCUAUGUAGUCUCAUCUGGCCAGAAAACUUGAAGAAUUUAUGUAGUCGUGAUCCUUUGCUUAAAUGGAAGCAUCUCAGAGUUAUUACUAAUGAGCUCGGGAAAGAGUCAGACUUGAAGGAUGCCUUGAUGGUGAUUGCACCUUGUUUAGAAACAUUGUCUAUUAAUAAAAAGGUCAUAUUUUAGUUUCUUUACAAUACUGCAUAUGCUGAUUAUGAAUAUGGAUAUGACUCUCUUUCGUUACUUUAGUCUGUUUUGAGAUUGUUAUCAUGAUUAGUAGCUUUAUUAAUGAAUUUUACUACUUUACACAA